GGCGAUGCUGAGGCUGAGAGUUUAGGAGACGCGACCAACCGUCAGGCCGGCCCUAGGCAUUCGGCAGCAGGAGGGACAGGGGCGUGGAGAUCGGCCCCGGCGAGCUGCGGAGACGCACACACCGCCGGCCGGACCCCGCGGGACCGCGCCUCACCUCCAGAGCGCCGCACACGCAGCACCACGGCCUCGCGCGGGGGGCGGCGGGCGGCCGCGCGGCGCUGCCGCAGCGCGGGGCUUGUAAACAGAUCCGGCCGCACGUGACCAUGUGAACUACCUGCUCCUGGGACGCGUAUUGUCCUUUCCGCGAACAGCACCACAAAGGAGCUCGGCGGUCCGAGUGCGGAGGGUCCGGCGAGCGAGCGGGGAUAGCCGGCCGGCGCGCUAAGAUGGCUGAAGGCGCCCGGCGAGGGUGAGCGGGGGGCGCGGCGCGGAGCGGCGCAGCCAGCCGGGGAGUCCUCGGGCGGACAGGGCCGGCGGCCCUCCCCCGCGGCCCCAAGCAGGAGCCACCAUGUCGUUCGCUCUCGAGGAGACGCUCGAGUCGGACUGGGUAGCUGUGCGGCCCCAUGUGUUUGACGAGCGUGAGAAGCACAAGUUCGUCUUUAUUGUGGCUUGGAACGAGAUCGAGGGCAAGUUUGCCAUAACCUGCCACAACCGGACGGCCCAGAGGCAGAGAAGCGGCUCCCGGGAGCAGGCGGGGUCGCGAGGGGGCGGCGAGGCUGGCGGACCUGCGUCAGACGGGAGCCGCGGGCCAGGCAGCGCGGCGGGGAAGGGCCGAUCCGAGGCCACUGCUUCUGCGACUCGGGUCAGGAGCCCCGGGCCCCGGCGGAGCCCGGCCUGGGAAGAGGGUGGCUCUCCGAGGAGUACGCGAAGCCUCCGUGGAGACCCGCUGCUGCGGACUCCGGGCGGCAGAACGGCGGAGAGUCCUCUCCGAAGCCCAGUGCGGGCCAAGCCCAGCCCAGUCCGGAGGACGUCUGAAGCCAGGGAUGCGGCAGGGGCCGCCGCUGCCGCAGCCCGGCCCGUGCCCAGAGAGGCUCCGGUGUCCUCCGUACGGGUAGUGAGCGCCUCUGGGGCGGUCUCCGAGGAGAUCGAGGUGCUGGAAAUGGUGAGGGAGGACGACGCACCCUUGGCGCUGGCGGACGCGGAGCAGCCGCCUUCCGCCGCCGAGCUGGAGUCUCCCGCCGAAGAGUGCAGCUGGGCCGGACUCUUCUCCUUCCAGGACCUGCGCGCCGUCCACCAGCAGCUGUGCUCCGUGAACUCGCAGCUGGAGCCGUGCCUGCCGGUGUUCCCCGAGGAGCCCUCGGGCAUGUGGACUGUGCUGUUCGGGGGCGCCCCCGAGAUGACCGAGCAGGAGAUCGACACCUUGUGUUACCAGCUGCAGGUCUACCUGGGCCACGGCCUGGACACCUGCGGCUGGAAGAUCCUCUCCCAGGUGCUCUUCACUGAGACUGACGAUCCGGAGGAGUAUUAUGAAAGCCUCAGCGAGCUGCGGCAGAAGGGCUACGAAGAAGUGCUCCAGCGGGCUAGGAAGCGCAUCCAGGAGCUUUUGGAUCAGCACAAGAAUACAGAGAGCAUGGUGGAGCUUCUGGACUUGUAUCAGAUGGAGGAUGAAGCCUACAGCAGCCUCGCAGAAGCCACAACUGAACUGUAUCAGUAUUUAUUACAGCCAUUCCGAGACAUGAGAGAACUUGCCAUGCUACGAAGACAGCAGAUCAAGAUUUCCAUGGAGAAUGAUUACCUAGGACCCCGAAGAAUUGAGAGUCUACAAAAGGAAGAUGCUGAUUGGCAGCGGAAAGCUCACAUGGCUGUACUGUCCAUUCAAGAUCUUACUGUUAAAUAUUUUGAAAUAACAGCAAAAGCUCAAAAAGCUGUGUACGAUCGAAUGCGAGCAGAUCAGAAGAAAUUUGGUAAAGCUUCAUGGGCAGCAGCUGCUGAACGUAUGGAAAAACUCCAGUAUGCAGUUUCUAAGGAGACAUUGCAGAUGAUGAGAGCUAAAGAGAUCUGCUUGGAACAGAGGAAGCAUGCACUGAAGGAAGAGAUGCAGAGUUUGCAGGGUGGUACAGAAGCCAUAGUUCGACUAGAUCAGUUAGAAGCUGAUUAUUAUGAUCUGCAACUUCAGUUGUAUGAAGUACAGUUUGAAAUCUUGAAAUGUGAAGAGCUACUAUUGACAGCACAACUAGAAAGCAUCAAAAGACUUAUCUCAGAAAAGAGAGAUGAAGUGGUGUACUAUGACACUUACGAAAGUAUGGAGGCAAUGCUGGAGAAGGAAGAGAUGGCAGCAUCUGUAUACUUACAGAGAGAAGAGCUGCAGAAACUUCAGCAGAAAGCACGUCAGCUGGAAGCAAGACGUGGGCGGGUUUCAGCAAAAAAAGCUUACCUCAGAAAUAAAAAGGAAAUUUGUAUCGCAAAACACAAUGAAAAAUUCCAGCAGCGCACUCGGAGUGAAGAUGAAUAUAGAAGCCAUCAUACAGUACAACUAAAGAGAGAAAAGUUACAUGAUGAAGAGGAAAGAAAAAGUGCCUGGGUUAGCCAGGAGAGACAGAGAACCCUGGAUAGACUUCGAACAUUUAAACAGAGGUAUCCUGGGCAAGUUAUACUUAAAUCCACCAGAUUACGACUGGCUCAUGCAAGAAGAAAAAGUACAGCAAGUCCUGUUCCCCGAGAGGAUCAGUGUGACUCUCUACCAGGAGUGCUACAAGUAGAAGAGAAAAGUGAUGAGGUAGGAGAAGGAAGAGGCAAGCUUGGGCCACCAGAGAUGACAAAACCCCAAAGCCUUGCACAACUUGAAGACACUUCAUUAGCACAACUUGAAGCCACUUCAUUACCUCUCAGUGCUGUUACCUCUGAACUGCCUCCCACUGUAUCUCUGCCGAUUGUGAAUAAUAACCUUGAACCAUGUUCUGUUACCAUAGAUCCACUCCCGCCACCCCCUCCUCCAACACCGCUUCCUCCUCCACCCCCACCUCCUCCCCCACCCCCACCACCCCUGCCAGUUGUUAAGGACAACGCCCCAGAAACACUGGAGAAAGAUCUGCCUAGAAAGGAGGGGACUGAAAAGAGGAUUCCUAAGUCUGCCAGUGCCCCUUCAGCACACCUCUUUGACAGCAGCCAGUUGGUCAGUGCCCGGAAGAAGCUCAGAAAGACAGCUGAAGGUUUGCAAAGGAGGCGGGUGAGUUCACCCAUGGAUGAGGUGCUAGCUUCCUUGAAGCGUGGUAGUUUUCAUCUAAAAAAGGUUGAACAGCGAACUCUGCCUCCUUUUCCUGAUGAAGAUGAUAGUAAUAAUAUCUUGGCACAAAUAAGAAAAGGGGUAAAAUUGAAGAAGGUACAGAAGGAGGUGCUGAGAGAAUCAUUCACACUUCUGCCCGAUACAGACCCUCUCACACGCAGCAUCCAUGAAGCUCUAAGAAGAAUCAAAGAAGCAUCUCCCGAGUCAGAGGAUGAAGAGGAGGCUUUGCCUUGUACGGACUGGGAGAACUAAAAAGGAACCGAAAGAAGGAAAAAACCUACAGUUGAAGAUUUGUUCUGAUUCUCCUGGAAAACAGCAGCUUAAGCACCUGGUUCCACAGUUGGAUUACAUGAGAUCCAAAGUGUAUUGGCUCAGUGGUGUGAAAAAAAGAGGCACAAUUGGCAAGUUAUCACUUCCCAGUCAUUCCAUUGGUUGGUGGCUAACAUGAGUUUGAGAUGCACAGUGCUGACUGCAGUGAAGAAAAAGACCUUCUGGAGAUUUCUGGUGGGGUUUUAAUGUACCUUUUCUUCCCAUCUACCCGUUUACAUCCUCAUAGUGGCCAGUUAAGCUAGGAAGAACACUGGGUUGACAGAGAUUUACUGUGAGCUGUUUGGGGACUGCUUUGAGAGCCAUCUUUCAGUGUGCUGAAAGUUAUCUGAAAAUACAGAGCUUCUUCCAUAACAGCUGUAUAAAUAGUGUGACACUCUGAAAAAGUUUAUUAUGAUAGCUGUAUGUCAGGAAUUGAAAUCAGAUGGAAAUGCACUUAAAAAUCUCCACAUUGCUUAUCUCCAAAGGAAUUUUCAUAAAGAUAAUCAACAUCUGAGAAGCUACACAACUAUGGAGAUAAAUCUAUUGAUCUCUUCACCACAACAUGAUAGAUUUAAAACAGCAUAUUUUUAGAGGGCCAUAGUCUUACACUUUGUAAAGUUUUGAAGUAAAAAUUUCCAUGCUUUUACAUUGCUUUUCAUAAUUCUGAAUUUAUAAUAGUUUGUUUUAUGUGCAUCCUUCUUUAUGAGAAGCAAUACUUUGUAAUUUGAUAUUUCAAAUUAUUUUUAUUUUUGUUUCAACUAUUGCUUGAUUACUAUGAUUCACAUGACUUUCCUGUUGAGAAUCAAAAAUCUUAACUCUUUUUAUCAAUCACCAUUUUAAUUUUUUAUUUUCAUGCUCUCUGGUGAAAAGCAUGUGCUUGAUAAAGCAGAAUAUUCUCCUGGCUUCAAAAGCUUUGAGAAUUUUGAGAGCGAACCCUUGUUACUGUCACUAAUAUUUUAAACUUACAUGUAGCUCUAGGUGCUGAUAUAGUUGCUAUGAUUGAGUCCUUGAGUAAGGCUGUAAGGAUUUUCAGCAAGGAUUAUUGCAGGCCUGAAUGAAGAUAUGUUGGACCCAAUUUAUCAUACUCUGUAAUCUUGGCCUUUAUAUGGAGGGAGUUAAGGACUGAAAUACUAAAAAGAAAUUUAUAUCUUAUAAGGCAGUUCUCUGGCAUAAACCCAGAAAAUAGUACUGUGGCAAAAGCCUUGCAAUGUGUACGAGUUGGUAUUCCUGAAGAAAAAGGGACAUGCUCACACCCUGGUCAUUUAAAAACGUUACUUACUUUAAAACAAUUACAGAGAAAUUCUUCUGCCAGUAGGUUGUAUCAAACAAAAUCUUUUGUUUAAAUGUUGGCAGUAGGUUUAUUGAUGAGACUAGGAGCAUCUGUGUAGUAUUUUCAUAAUACGUUGGUUUUAGUCCCAGCACUAUUCCCACAUCUUGUUUGCAAAGAUUAGAAAUACAGAUUGAAUAUAGAAACUUCACCCCAAAACAGGGCAGGGAAGGUGUUGGUGGAUCCUAUAUUAAUGUAUUAAAGCAUGUUUUUGCUAACCCAAAGAGAGAGUGGCUAGAUUGUUAAUGUAUUUGAUAACUUUUAAAGCAAAUUUUCAAACCCUUCCAAAAAUCAUGUAUCAAUUUUAUUCCAUCCAAUUUUUAUGUGACCAUGUGUCCACAUUUUAUAUAUCCAUUUUUUUGGAUCCUAUUCAUAACAAGUUUUUUUCAUUUAUUCAAAUUUAGAAAAAUACAGAAAGAUACAGUGUUAAAUUAACAAAAAGCACUGCAACCUUCAUACGUUGAGAGGGAAUUGCCACCCAUUUGGUGUUACAGCUGGAAUUCCAUUAUAAAAUAGGCUCACUUACCCACAGGUCCUAUAGUCUGUCUUCCUGCACCAAGUUGUGAUGGAAGGCGUACAGAACUCUAUUUACCCUUGCAGCGAUGCCUGCGUAACUGAGCCCAGCAUAUUACAACUCCACAAACGUUACCUCACAUGUGAAGAUGAGGCUAAAAAGCAGAGUCCUGGUGGCAGCCAGCUGUGCUCAUUCUCUGAUAAAUAAUUUCUCAACAAACUUAUUUCCCUGCCUCAAGGUCCAGUUUCCUACUUGCAUAAAAUUACAAAUUAUUACAGGCCACAAACCAUCGGAGUUCUUCAGAUACUAAAAUUUCAAAGAACUAGGAUCUGCUUGUUCAAUAAAAUUACCAGUUGAACCUCCAUGAUAAUUUUAAAGCAUUUUCAGAACCCUACAAAAAUUAUGUAUGCAUAUUAAAUUUCCUAUUUUCUUUGCCCCCAGUAAAAUGAAGAUCUUUGGCCUUAAUAUCAAAUUUGUUACUUUAGUUAUUAUGGUAUAAAUAUUUCUCCUCUAAUGCAACCAAAAUUAGGUAUAUAUAACCACCGUAGCAUUUAUUUAAAAAGAUAUUCUUAAUGAUUAAAAUCCUACUUGUCUGUAGUGUAGCAGUAUAAAGAAAUGCCUGGCUUAUGAGGGCUUUUACAAAAUGAACAAUUAUUUGGCUUAGUUUUAUUAGGUUGAUUGAGUUUGCAGCAUAAAACAAUCAUUCCUUAGCUUUUCAUUGGAGAACUGAAAUAUUUCUAUAAAAUACAUUUUUUUUUUUUUUUGUAGAGACAGAGUCUCACUUUAUCGCCCUCGGUAGAGUGCUGUAGCGUCACACAGCUCACAGCAAUCUCCAAAUCCUUGGGCUUAGGCGAUUCUCUUGACUCAGCCUCCCAAGUAGCUGGGACUACAGGCACCCGCCACAACGCCCGGCUAUAUAAAAUAACAUUUCUAAGGAAACUCUUACAAGAGGGAACAUGGACUUAUAACUUGGAACCACAGGAAGUUUAAGCACUUUCACUUACUCUGUAUAAUGGUGGUGGUGGUAGGGUGGGGGUAAUCCUGUUUCUGCAAGGAUGAACUAUGUAGCAACAUUUGGUAACAUAUGACAUGGCAACAUUGUGCCAUGCAAUGUGUCUAGUUGUAAAGUAUACUUUGGACAUUGUAGACACUAAGAUUAAAACUCUAAAAUCAGAGGAACAAAAACUAAUGGACAGAAUCAAAUUUGGAAUGGGACCAGUGCACAAUUACACAGUUUAAUUUUAUACAUUCCCUAACACUCCAUUUUUAAAUUACAUUCACUGAGUGUGUUUGUAAAAUCUUAUGCUAAUGCUUUUAGUCAAAGGAAAGCUUUGGGGUUUUUUAGCUUUAUUAUUGAAGUGUUAUGAACAUAACAGAUAACAACAUGAAAAGUACUACUUGGGUCCUUAAAGGCCCUAUCAGGGAGUUGAAACGUCAUACUUUACCAGGUUACUUGUACAAAAAAGAAUUUUUUAAAAAGGGACAGCUGUAAAUCAUUUCUAAGCUAUUACAGCCACGUUAAGAUACAACCAUUUGGUAAUGAAAGCAGAAACCUGGAAAGUUUUGCCUAAUUCUUGCACUGAAUAUAAAUGAUAAUAUAAAGUUAAAUGUGCAUUUUAAACAGAUUUUAUUUCCCAUUUACUGCUUAGCAUAGAAAAAGAGCUAUGCUUGGUGUUAGAGGAUUGCCAGCAAGAAUUACUUCAGAUGGAGGGUGGGGUAUGAGGUUGGAAGCACCUUACUGUUGGAGUAUGUUGCAUUUAGUGCUACUAAACGAUUCAGUAGUUAUUUCUGAACUUUGCUGCAAAGUGCGCGUUAGUUAAAGCACAUUAAGAAGAGUCUCUGCAUAAUUGCUUUGUAAAAUAAAGCAAUGGUAUUUUUUAUCCUAUAAAUAAAGUGUAAUUUAAAAGUUUUUCCUACAAAAUGAGUUUAUAUUGCUGCCUAAACUAUCAUGUAAACAGAGGUUUUUUAAAAGUGGGAGGGAGUCUAGAUCUGUGUGUCUGUAUGUAUGUGUAUGUUUUAAAUGUUUGCCCAUUGAGCUAUUUUGAAGAUCUGUUUAUCUAAAAUUUUCUAUGUUUUGCCCAUAGUAAUGUACAACUUGGCAUUUGUGUAAUUUGCUUGAUUGAAUUCUAAAUUUAUAAUGUUUCUCCCGAUCUGUAAACACAUUAUGCCACCAUAAGGUGCACGUAUAGAAAAUAUCUCUGAGGUUGACUUGUUAAAUAUUUUAUAAAUCUCAAAGCAGUCAUUUGUUUCAAGGGUUAGGAGAAAGGGUUUUUUGGUGUAAUUCAAGUACAAGUAAAGGUGGCUCCAUUUGGAUAGUUGUUAGUGCAUCUGAGAGAGCCCGAAAGGGUUUAGAUGAAAGCAAAAGGUAUGGAUGUUGGUUGCAGAGUUCGGUUUCAAUGAGGGAAAUUUUUUUUUUCUUCUUGCAUGUUCUAUUGUUAAUUAUCAAAGGGUGUAACAAGUUAUUCCACCUUUUUCAGUACUAAUUAUAUUGGUUUUAAGAAGUGUCCCUAAUCACAAGGUGGUCCUUUCCCUAGUUUGUGAACCAGAAGGGUAGAUGAUGCGGCCCAUCCAUAUCCAGUGACUUCUGGCUUCAGCUGGCGGAGUCGCCUCUGUCACUGAAUUUCUCAUCAUAGCUUAUGUCUUGCCAUGUGUGAAACCAUUAUUGUGUAGUUUAUGGAAAAUGGAAGGCUACCGAGCAUUUUGCAUGAAUAAUGUCCAUUAGGGCUAAGGGGACUGACCUGUUUGUUUUUUAGUAGCCUUUCUGGGUGAAUGAAAAUUUUAAUGGAAAACUGAUUCACCAUUUAUAGCUCUGUGCAAUAUUAUAAAGGUAGAAGCAAAACACUAGCACAUCGUGCUUGGCUUGUGAGGAUGGCUUUACCACCAUUACGUUAAACGGAAGCGUGUGCACCGUGUAUUGUAAAUGUCAGCUCUUGCAAUUUACAAUACUUAAAUAUGCUCAAUUAACAUUCUAAAGUAUUAAAAGUACAAAGAAAAAACUAAGCAAACAUUUAUAGCAAUACUAUGAAAUCUCCAAUAAUUGUUUUUGACUGUUGCCUUUUGCUCUUUAGUGCAACUUCUCUGCGUUAUAAUUAUCAUACGCUUUGUAUCUCAUGUUUUUUACACUAUGACUUCAGAGAUAAGUACUUGUACACCAAGUAUUGCAAUCACCUUUCUCUUAUUGUACAUGCAGUGUAACAACAUACAGUUUUGGUGCUUAACAAUAUUCCUCUUUUUCUUUAAUAAAGGAUAUUUAUUUGAAUUAA
Messenger RNA from Nycticebus coucang (slow loris), 8636 nucleotides. RefSeq names its product junction mediating and regulatory protein, p53 cofactor (gene JMY). Gene Ontology annotation, molecular function: actin binding; Arp2/3 complex binding; transcription coactivator activity. The coding region runs from base 509 to 3475 and encodes 988 amino acids. NCBI's taxonomy places the organism in Eukaryota, Metazoa, Chordata, Mammalia, Primates, Lorisidae. Gene Ontology annotation, cellular component: cytoplasm; nucleus. The transcript has 11 exons. The record is from RefSeq and is a predicted model, not a curated record. Gene Ontology annotation, biological process: intrinsic apoptotic signaling pathway by p53 class mediator; 'de novo' actin filament nucleation; Arp2/3 complex-mediated actin nucleation.